This is a messenger RNA of Alligator sinensis (Chinese alligator), 2048 nucleotides long. RefSeq names its product mitogen-activated protein kinase 13 (gene MAPK13). Bases 185 to 1285 code for a protein of 366 amino acids. Gene Ontology annotation, cellular component: cytoplasm; nucleus. The transcript is spliced from 12 exons. Gene Ontology annotation, biological process: MAPK cascade; protein phosphorylation. Gene Ontology annotation, molecular function: ATP binding; MAP kinase activity. The record is from RefSeq and is a predicted model, not a curated record. NCBI's taxonomy places the organism in Eukaryota, Metazoa, Chordata, Crocodylia, Alligatoridae.
GCGGAGAGAGGAGGGACAUCCCAUCCUGCACAGGGCAGUUGAAACUCAAGAAGGAAACUGUCCAGGACUGUCCUCCCAGGCGAAAGGAACAAUUAGGGAAUUUCGCCUCCCCCUCGCCCCCCCCCCAGAAGCAUCAGUAUAGUCCUGUGCGCUGGGGGGACGUCACUCCAGGACCCAGGAGACCAUGAACAUGUCAAAGAGAAAAGGGUUCUACAGACAGGAAGUAAACAAAACUAUCUGGGAGCUGCCCAGAAGAUACAUGUCCAUCAUCCCCGUGGGAUCUGGGGCUUAUGGCUCUGUCUGUUCAGCCAUAGAUAAGAAAACAGGCGAGAAAGUGGCCAUCAAGAAGCUGAGCCGCCCAUUCCAGUCUGAGAUCUUUGCCAAGAGAGCGUACAGAGAGCUCAUGCUGCUGAAACACAUGCAACACGAGAAUGUCAUUGGGUUGCUUGAUGUCUUCACCUCAGCCACCUCUUUCAGUGGAUUCCAAGACUUCUACCUGGUGAUGCCGUACAUGCGGACAGACUUACAAAAGAUCAUGGGACAUGAGUUCAGUGAUGAAAAGAUCCAGUACCUGGUCUAUCAAAUGCUGAAAGGGUUGAAGUAUAUUCAUUCUGCUGGAAUCAUUCACAGGGACCUAAAGCCAGGCAAUCUGGCUGUGAAUGAAGACUGUGAACUAAAGAUCUUGGAUUUUGGCUUGGCAAGACAUGCAGAUUCUGAAAUGACGGGAUAUGUGGUGACACGUUGGUACAGAGCACCAGAAGUCAUUCUGAACUGGAUGCAUUACAAUCAGACUGUGGACAUCUGGUCUGUUGGUUGUAUCAUGGCAGAAAUGCUGACUGGGAAAACACUGUUUAAAGGAAAAGAUUAUCUAGAUCAGCUGACUCAGAUCCUGAAAGUAACAGGGCACCCAGGAGAGGAAUUUGUGGAGAAACUGGAGGACAAAGCGGCAAAAAGUUAUAUCCAGUCCCUCCCUAAGAUUCCUAAAAUGGAUUUGUUUCGGCUUUUCCCGAAAGUCAAUCCUCUGGCAGUGGACUUGCUUGACAAGAUGUUACAGUUGGAUGUGGAAAAGCGUCUUACAGCCACAGAAGCUCUGGCCCACUCAUAUUUUGACCAGUUUAGAGACACAGAGGAGGAGACAGAGGCACAGCAGUCCUAUGAUGACACUCUGGAGCGUGAGAGGCUUUCAAUAGAUGAGUGGAAAAGGCAUAUUUACACUGAGAUUCUCUCCUUCAGUCCAAUUGCCCGGAAGGACUCCAAGAGGCGGAGUGGUAUGUCAUUGUCAUGACUGCAGUCACUGGGACACCUGCAGUUGGGGCUAACCUCCCCAUGCUGGAUCAUAAAGAGGAUGUCUGUUGGGAUCUGGACCACAUCCCAUCCAAGUCAAGAAAUACCUGGCCACCUGGAUCUUUUGUGUGUCCUGAGCACAAAGUUAUUGACUGUGCGUUGGACUUUGUUCCGACUGAAGGGAACUGCACCUGAAACAUUGAACAGUACCAAAGAUGAAUGGCUUCUUUUAAAAUACCUACAUAGGAGAAUUUUGCCUGGUGCUUCUUGGUUUUCCUGCUCAUUCACAUUUUUUUCCAUUGACUCUCCAGUUGAUUUCAAGUGUUCUGAUAUUUCAGUGGUUCCUUCUCACUGUUCCCUCCAUUUACCACCCACUUCUUUUUCAGCACCCCUAGAAAAGCAGUUUGGACCCUUGUAGAUAAUCACUGGAAAUCAGGCAGGAGGAGCCUGGAAAACAGCCAGUGGUCCUUUGGUUAGAGAAGAACACAGGAAAUCAGGGUUCCUGGUCUCUACUCAAAGCUCGGCCAGUGACUUGCCAGGGGAACGUAGGCAAGAAGCGGUCCCUAAUUCUGAGUCCCUUGAUUACUGGGUUUCCUAAUUUAGAUAGCUAGACCUAAAUGCAAGCACCUAAAUCAAAGUAGCCUGAUUUUCAAAAAUGUUCUGAGAUCAUCUUCAACUUAAGAGUAUUAGAUCACUGCCAAGAAUAAUUACUGUAUCUCCAUCAAAUGAUGGUCUUAUUCUAUAAUAAACUACAUUGGUUAGUA